AUGAUGAAGCACAGCCGAGCGGUCAAAACGUCGAAAAAAGCAGUCCAUUCGAGCUCUAAAACAUUGAUCAAAAAGAUGACGACAAUCACACCGACGACAACACCGCCGCCCAAUACUAAGCCUGACAAGAAGAAUAUGACCAUGGACAAAGAGUGGCAAAAAUAUAAGAAAGAAUAUGCAAAAACGUAUACGAGUGAGCUUGAUGAAUUGAAACAUUACGCUCUAUACAAGGAGAGCCAAAAGGAAGUGUUAGAACACAACAAAUUGUUUGAAGCAGGGAAAGUAAAAUACACUAAGGCCAUUAAUGAGAAAAGUGAUCAGAAACUGGAGGAAUUUCUAGCUCUAAAUUUUGGUUUUGGUUUUGACGAUAAAUAG
Messenger RNA from Medioppia subpectinata, 375 nucleotides. The record is from the annotation of a GenBank genome assembly. NCBI's taxonomy places the organism in Eukaryota, Metazoa, Arthropoda, Arachnida, Sarcoptiformes, Oppiidae.